UAUGAAAGUUCUUUUUAAUUUUCUUAUUGUGUCCGUUUACUUUUUGCAAGCGAAAGAUGUGAAUGCUUUACCAUAUCAGAAGAAAGUUUCGGCAAAGGAAAGAAGUAAUUUCUUAGACGAUCUUUUUCGAACGGAUUAUAGAGAUGAGAAGAAAACAAAGGAUGACUAUUUCUUAACUGCCCGGCGGCUUUGUAAAAUGACAUUUAAUGUCAGUCCAAUGCAAUUCUUAAGACGACCCGUUCAACGUGCCGAAAUUAGGGUUUAUAAGAACGUCCCUCGUUUCAAAUUUUUUAAAAACAGGAGAAGACGAAAACGAUACUGGACAGCGAAAUUAACCAUGCACGAAAGUUCGGCCUAUACUCACAUUCUCAAAUCUUCGUCGAUUCUUGAUUCUAAACUUGUUUCUAUUAACGCUGUCGGUUGGAUAAGUUUUGACAUAACUCGAGCACUAAAGAAAUGGAUUCGGAAACCUUCAUCGAAUUUGGGCCUUGAACUAUGGGUUGAAGGUACAACCGUUGACAAGAAAUCAGAAAAAACUGUUCGAAAGACGAAUGUCGUUUGUCAAAAUCUAGAAAACCCUACAAGACGAGAUCCAGUACUCUUUGUUUAUCAUAAGUUUUCAAAAGGUCGACGUCGGUAUAAAACCUCAGUCAAAAAGUCUAAAUAUCGAAAAGGACACUCAAAAAACAAUGAAGUGUUAAAAAGCCCAAAUUAA
Molecule: messenger RNA, 715 nt
Organism: Dimorphilus gyrociliatus
Lineage: Eukaryota; Metazoa; Annelida; Polychaeta; Dinophilidae
Source: the annotation of a GenBank genome assembly